AGGGCCGGGAGUCCGCAGCGCUUUCUCAGCCACACACUGAAUAUAUUUACGGCAUCGGUCGCAGUCAAUGGCACAGCGGGGAGCGACGAAAUGUGCGGGAAAGUCACCUUUCCACGAUGAGCGCCGGGUUUCCGUAGCACUAAUUAUUAUUAUUACCAUUAUUAUUAUUAUUAUUAUCAUCAUCAUUUCGGGCUGCGGGGUUGGGGGCAAAUUUUUUUUUUUAUCUUUUUUCUUUUUAAACUUUUUUUUUGUCCCUUUUUCUUUACGUUUUAUGUCUCAAACCUUAGUAUAAGGUACUAGAAAUCCAGCAAUAAAAACGUCCACAAAAUAUAUUACAUCUGCAGCGGCCUCUUCCUUGGUUUUUUUUCUCUUUUUGGUGGAUUUUUCUCUUUUUUUUUCCUCUUUUUGUGUUUUUCUCUAAGGGCUCAACUUGGGUACAAAAGUCUCUCAAAAAAUAGCAUCCCCCCCUCGGCAUUUUUUUGCCUCUUGUUUUUUUUUGCCUUUUUCGUGCACGUUGCGUUGCGUUGGUGUGUGGUGUUGUGUUGUGUUGUGUUGUGUUGUGGUGUUGUGGUGUUGUGUUGUGGUGUUGUGUUCUGUUGUGUGUUGUUGUGUGGUGUUGCAUUGUGCUGUGUGUUGUUGCGUUGUGUGUUGUGUCGUGUUGUGUUGUGUUGUGGUGUUGUGGUGUGGUGUUGUGUUGUGGUGUUCCAUUGUGUGUUGUGUUGUUGUGCUGUGCUGUGUUGUGAGUUGUGCUGCAUUGUGUAUGUUGUGUUUGUUGUGUUGUGUUUGUUGUGUUGUGUUGUUGUGCUGUGUUGUGUUGUUGUGCUGUGCUGUGUGUCGUGUUGUGUCAUGUUAUGCUGUGUUGUGUUUGUUGUGUUGUGUUUGUUGUGCUGUGCUGUGUGUUGUGUUGUGUAUGUUGUGUUUGUUGUGUUGUUGUGCUGUGUUGUUGUGUUGAGUUGUUGUGCAGUGUUGUGUUGUUGUGCUGUUGUGUUGUUUUGCUGUGCUGUUGUGCUGUGCUGUGCUGUGUGUUGUGUUGUGUCAUGUUGUGCUGUGUUGUUUUGCUGUGUUGUGCUGUGUUGUGUUCUUGUGUCAUGUGGUGUUGUGUUGUGCUGUGUUGUUGUGUUGUUGUGUUGUUGUGCUGUGUUGUGUUGUUGUGUUGUUGUGCUGUGCUGUGCUGUGUGUUGUGUUGUGUCAUGUUGUGCUGUGCUGUGUUGUUGUGCUGUGUUGUUGUGCUGUGUUGUUGUGUUGUUGUGUUGUUGUGCUGUGUUUUGUUCUUGUGUCAUGUUGUGUUGUUGUGUUGUUGUGCUGUGCUGUGUUGUGUUGUUGUGUUGUGUUGUGUUUGUUGUGCUGUGCUGUGUGUUGUGUUGUGUAUGUUGUGUUUGUUGUGUUGUUGUGCUGUGCUGUGCUGUGUGUUGUGUUGUGUCAUGUUGUGCUGUGCUGUGUUGUUGUGCUGUGUUGUUGUGUUGUUGUGUUGUUGUGCUGUGUGGACCCAUUUGCCCAACCCCAACCCUGUAUCCCAUCCAUUCCCAUCCAUCACUGCCCACUCGCCCCAACCCUUUGCCCCCUGUGUGCUGUGUUGUGUUGUGCACGUUGUGUGGGGCCACGUUGUGCGUUGUGUUGUGUUGCAUUGUGUUGUGUUGUGUUGUGUUGCAUUGUGUUGUGUUGUGUUGUGUUGCAUUGUGUUGUGUUGUGUUGCAUUGUGUUCUGUUGUGUUGUGUUGCACUGCACGUGUUGCAUCACGCUGUGCUGUGCCAUGUCACGCUGUGUUGUGCACACACUCUGCACUGUGUCGUGUUGUGUGUUGCAUUGCACUGUGGUGCCGUGUUGUGUGCUGCGUUGUGCUGGGUGUUGUGUUGUCAUGUUGUGUCAUGCGCAUGUUGUGCUGUGUGUCGUGUUGUGUUGUGCUGUGUUGUAUUGUGUUGUGUAGCUGUGUAGUUGUGCUGUUGUGUUGUGUUGCUGUGUUGCUGUUUUGUGUAGCUGUGUAGCUGUGUAGUUGUGCAGCUGUAUUGCUGUGUUGCGUUGUUGCGUAGUUGCUGUGUUGUGUAGCUGUGCUGUGUUGUGUUGCUGUGUUGCUGUGUUAUUGUGUAGUUGUUGUGUUGCUGUGUUGUGUAGCUGUGCUGUGUUGUGUUGCUGUGUUGUUUUGUAGUUGUGUAGUUGUGUCGUUGUGUUGUGUUGUUGUGUUGUCGUUGUGCAGCCGUGUUGUGUAGUUGUGUUGCUGUGUUGUGUUGUUGUGUCGUGUCGUUGUGUUGUGUCGUUGUUGUGUAGUUGUGUUGUUGUGUUGUGUUGUUGUGUUGUUGUGCAGUGGUGUAGUUGUGUCGUGUAGUUGUGUUGUGUAGCUGUGCUGUGUUAUGUUGUUGUGUCGUUGUGUCGCUGUGUUGUGUCGUUGUGUCGUUGUGUCGUUGUGUCGUUGUCGUGUUGUGUCGUGCAGCCGUGCAGCCGCGCAUCGCUCUCAGUGCCACCAGCGCCCGCGCGCCGCCUCGGACGCGGCUGACAGCGGCCUUUCGGGGGGUCGCUCGCUCAUUUCGUGCCGUUCCGGCGCUCGGAGGGGAGCGGGCAGCGGCCAUGCAGCGCCAUGCACACAACCAGCGGCCGGGGAAGGGAAGCGGCGCCCGCCGAAACCCGGCGCCUCGUCGGUUUCUUCUCCUCCUCCCGCGGAGUCGGAGUCGCAGUUUUGUAAAGUGACCGAAGGAAAGAAAAUAAAAAUAUCUCACAUUAUAAAAAGUAUUCAGCAAAAUACUGCUUUCUUUUUUGUCUUUUUUUUGUGUUUUUUUUUUUGCUUUUCUGUCUUU
This is a messenger RNA of Lagopus muta (rock ptarmigan), 2786 nucleotides long. RefSeq names its product keratin-associated protein 10-4-like. The transcript has a single exon. Lineage: Eukaryota; Metazoa; Chordata; Aves; Galliformes; Phasianidae. The coding region runs from base 852 to 1982 and encodes 376 amino acids. The record is from RefSeq and is a predicted model, not a curated record.